Molecule: messenger RNA, 1191 nt
Organism: Exophiala xenobiotica
Lineage: Eukaryota; Fungi; Ascomycota; Eurotiomycetes; Chaetothyriales; Herpotrichiellaceae
Exons: 3
Coding region: 1-1191 (396 amino acids)
Source: RefSeq, a predicted model, not a curated record
AUGGCUACCGCAGCUGCAAUCCAAUUCAACAAGCAGGAGUGCGCCAAUGUCAAUGAGACGGCUCCGGAUUUUGUUGGAUGCUCUCCAGCCGGGUUAUCCAGUGCCUUGGCCAGCAUGAGUCUGAGCCAGAUCACAACGGCCGGGUCUUCGACAGCGUCCUCGGCAACUACGACAUCUUCCUCAGUCAACCCGUUGUUGAGCACAAUAACCGGCAACGUGAUCACCGAAAUGGCUCCAAUGUCCACGACGAAGCCACCAACAGCAACAUAUGCAGGUCGACCACUACUGACAGGAAGUUGUACAGUGCCGUAUUUCGCCUUUGUAACCGGGUCCAACAACGAAGUCAUCGAGUUUCCCGCCAUCGGAUGCUCUGACCAGAGACCAGAAUGUUGUCCGUACGAGCCGGGCACCAGCGCCUUAAUCACACAGUGUCCACAGGACUAUUUUAGCACAUCCAGCGCCUGCUGUCCAUUCGGUUAUCAAAUAUACUAUACCGCACUCGGCGGUCAAACACCAUGUUAUUCGAACCCGAGUACGACACUCGUCCCCGUAUCAACGCCGACCGCCUCGGGUCUGACCCUCAUAACGGAGCAUGUUUUCGCAGACAAGUACAUGCUAGCUCCAGCGACAGCUACGAAGCACAAGCUGCCUACCGCCGCCGUGAUUGGUAUAUCUGUCAACGCAUGUCUUUUUGUAGGGGUCAUAAUCUCGCUAUGGUGGUGGUUUGGACCGCGUAAAAGGAGGAGAGCUCAGCAAGCAGCGGCUCGAACCACCACAUUCCCGCCAGAAGAACCUGCGCUUCAAAUGUCCAGAGCGCCCACAAUGCACGAGCUUGACAGCCCCGAACGACAAGCAGGAUCGCCAGGUGCCCUCUCACGCUGGGGAAGUUUUCCGGCAUCAUCACCUCCGGCAUAUGACCAGGAGAAAAGCAAGCCAAAGCCGAAGCAAAUCGUCCCGCAGGAGUUGCCAGGCAGCACAUGGAUCAACGAGCAUCAUCCAGCGUUCUUCUCAGGCGAAGAUACUCCAUCGGAGGCCACGCAGCCAUCUCCUCCUAGGACGCCAAUUCAAAAAGCAACGCCGACUGAACCGAGGUCGCCGGUUGUGUCUGCCAUAACAUCAAGAUCAGGGAAUCAAAGUCCGUCAUUUGUGUCGCCGCUCGGGUCACCAAGACUGCCGCAUGCCUCGCCUUGA